ACUGGGAGUUGGCCCACAGUCGGCAACAGUGUCAGUUGCCAUUCACGCUUGGGACUAACCGGUUUGGCCGGCAGCUACGCAAAAAAGCAAACCAAUCCAAACGGAUUCGAGCCAAAACGAACCGAACCGAACCCAACUGGCCGGCGAGUAACGAUGGGCAACAAAGUUGUGACAUUUACGGAGCAGGAAUUGGAUGACUACCAGGAUUGCACGUUCUUCACGCGCAAGGAGAUCCUGCGGGUUCACAAGCGAUUCCGUGAGCUGCGGCCGGAUCUGGUGCCUCGCCAGAUGACCGAAGGUCAGGCCUCGAGUGUUAAGGUGCCCUGCGAAUGCAUUGAGAAGAUGCCCGAGUUGCGUGAGAAUCCCUUUCGCCGGCGAAUAUGCGAGGCCUUCUCACGCGAUGGCCAGGGCAAUUUAUCCUUUGAGGACUUUCUGGACGCCCUCUCCGUUUUUAGCGAGCAGGCGCCGAGGGACAUUAAAGUUUUCUACGCUUUCAAAAUUUAUGAUUUCGAUCAGGACGGCUUCAUCGGGCACGCCGACCUCAUGUCCUGCCUGACAACAAUGACCAAGAACGAGCUGAGUCCGGAGGAGCACCAGCAGAUUGCCGACAAGGUAAUCGAGGAGGCCGACGUCGAUGGCGAUGGCAAGUUAUCAAUUUUGGAGUUCGAGCACGUUAUACUCCGAGCGCCCGACUUUCUCUCCACCUUUCACAUCAGAAUAUGAAACCGUCUUUCGCCAGCGGUGCACUGAGAGAAACUCUAGUGUUUAAUAAAAUAUAAAUAUAUCAACGAAAUCUUCACUAUUUGCGUUACUUGUCUGAACUGCACCAUAAAGCUAUUCAAUAUAGUUAUGUAUUCUGCAGUGUAUUAUAAUAAAAUUAUCCAGCUAUUGAUAUCCAAUGUGCAUCAGUA
Messenger RNA from Drosophila sechellia, 911 nucleotides. It is a transcript of the gene Cib2, whose product is annotated as Calcium and integrin binding family member 2. Gene Ontology annotation, biological process: calcium ion homeostasis. The transcript is spliced from 5 exons. Gene Ontology annotation, molecular function: calcium ion binding; magnesium ion binding. Lineage: Eukaryota; Metazoa; Arthropoda; Insecta; Diptera; Drosophilidae. Bases 154 to 723 code for a protein of 189 amino acids. The record is from RefSeq and is a predicted model, not a curated record.